UGGAGGGAGAGGCCUUUCCCGGGGCCUGGCUCCGGGGCGGGCCGUCGCAGGGGCCUGACGGGCCUGGGCAGGCCUCUCAGGACUGGGUGGCUUUGGGCGCUCAUUCGGAAAAGCUUUAGUCGUUAAUUAAUCUUUCUGCUCUGGAAAGGGUUGGGGGUUUUUGGUGAAACUUUGCCUGUGUAGUUCUCUUACCGACGAAUGUGAGCUGGUCGUGUUUCUGCCCUGAGCUGAUGAGGCACCCUGUAGUGCCCCUGUGGCGGCUCUCGCUAGCUCGAGCCCCUGGCGGCCCGGGAGCCGAGCGGCAGUGAGUUCACCCCAGUACGGUCCCCUGCACAGGCCACACGCUCCGCGGGAGCUGCUUCUCUGGCUGUGAUUAGGCCAAUAGCUGGUUAAACAUAACGCAUCAACAUUAACAUGGUGUAUCCAGUCUCCUGUGAAAUGCUGAAAGGCAAACCUGAAGAAGAAGCCAAGAUGAAAUACUUCUGGUUUUGCUGAAGCAGGGAGGAACGGGAAGCAGUAUGUGUGGUAUCGUCUCAGUCCAGCUCUGGGGGCUAGAGUUACAGAAGAACUGGCAUAAUGAUGAAGUGCUACAAGUAUCCAGAGUGCUGUUAUACAGAUAUGAAGAUCCAGGACAGCUGCUUCUUUUACUUUCACAUCUUCAGAAGCUAGCGUUCCCUGCGCUGCUGCUGUUGAGAAGACCUGCCGUCCCCGGCAGCCCCAUGUGCGGCGCACCUCUUCGCUGGACACCAUUGUGGGCUCCUACCUUUUGGGACAGUGGCCAAGGGACGCCGAAGGAGCUCCCGCUUCGUGCAUGAAUGACAAAGCUACCCAGCCGUGUUUCUCGUCACUUCAGACUCCAGUGUCCUGGCAUGACGCGGAAGUGGGGAAAGCCAGCUCCGGUGCUCACAAGCGUUCUGCUUCUUGGGGUAGCACAGAUCACCGCAGAGAGAUUGCCAAACUGAAGCAGCAGCUCCAGCGAACAAAGCUAAAUGGCAGAAGUGGCAAAGAAAAGGAGAAGAGCUCCCCGCUCCAGGGGGACCAUGCUGUCCUUGGAUCGCUCAGGGACUCUCCUUCAGGCUUCCUUUCUCCAUCUCCCAUUUUGAGGCUCAGCCCCUGCUUGCACAGGAGCCUGGAAGGGCUGAACCAGGAGCUGGAGGAAGUGUUUGUGAAGGAACAGGGGGACGAAGAGCUUCUGCGGAUACUGGAUGUCCCAGAUGGCCACAGGGCUCCGGCGCCUGCCCAGAGGGGCUCUGGAGAUGCGUCCCUGACUCUGGAGCCCAGCAGUGGCAGCUGCAGCAGCCUUUCUCUUUCUCCUUCCCCUUCCGUGCCUCUCCGCCUUUCUCCACACACCCCGGUGAGACUGGCAGCAGAAGAACCCUCCUCUGCGGCGGACGAGGCACAGCCAGAUCCAAAGGAGAAAGAGGAGGGCAGCCCUUCACCAGUCCUGGCCUUUGCUUCUUCUCCUCGGCCCAACCACAGCUACAUGUUUAAACGGGAACCUCCGGAGGGAUGUGAGAAGGUCCGGGCCUUUGAAGAAGCUUCCUCCCCCAGCCCAGAUCAGCCGUUUCAGCCUUCCUGCCCGGAUAAGAACAAAGUGCACUUCAACCCCACCGGUUCCGCCUUCUGCCCCGUCAGCCUGGUGAAGCCUCUUUUCCCAAACGUGGGUUUCCUCUUCCGGGGCUUCCCAGCUUCUUCCAGCGCUGGCGCGGGCACGUUUACAUCCUGCCAGCCCACAGCCCCCGCUCCCUUCCUCGGGGUGCGGAAGGACGCUGCAGUAGACGGCUUCAGCGAGGCCUCCAAGUCUCCUUCACUGAAUUACGAACACUGGAAACGCGGCCAGCCCGAGGAGAGCGUCGUCUUCCACAGCUCUCUGGUGGUGUGAGGCCUUUGGGAAAGGCAGCCAGCAAGAGCAGCUCCGGCUCCUCGGGGUGUCUCUGCCAGCCUGGGGAGACUGGUGCCUUGAUGGUGGGAUGUGAGAGCCGAGAGGCGGCGCUGGGACAGAGAACCACAGCAGGCAUCCUCUGCGGGUGAUGGAAACUGUGAAGGACAGUGUGCCACGGGACUCCUCGCUGCUGGAGAGGCUCACUUCUCCGAGCCUUCCCUCUUCAAAGCACUUUCCUGUGUUGAAUUGUCUUUGUUUCCUGUGUGAUUGUUUUGCUGGUGGGGGGCAGAGGGAAACUCCUGCUUCGUGGCUCUGUGGGGGAGGUUGAGCUGGGAGAGUUCAGCUGGGGCUCCCGUAGCCCCUCUCACGCCUGCGGCUGAACCCUGGGGAGCAGGGGCGGGGGCCGGCGCCUGUCGGGCAGCUGCCUUUGGAUGUGCCGGAGCAGAAGACGUUUAUCUGCACUGUUAAGACAGCUCAUCUCCCUCGGAGCACAGAGAGGAGAGCGGUGGAUCCCUGACCGUGCCUCCCCGGACACCUUCACCCCUUGGUAGAGGCUGGAGCGCUGAGAAUCCUGCGCCGAACGGGAGCGCGGGUGAUACGGUGCAGGUUUGCACAGGCCUGUGCCCCGGGGGAGGGAGGCAGAGGCGUGGGUGGGGAAGGGGCUUCCAGGUGCCUCGGCCGCGCUGCGGGACGAGGGGCUGAAGUGAAAACUGAGCACAGCAAAGUCCCCGCUGGGGGGGGGUUGUGGCUGCUGUAGAGAACCCCCCGCUGCUCCCAGCCUGGCCGGGGCUGGCUCCGGGGGGGGGACGGGCCCCCUCUGCCUCGCCCAGGGUCCGGCUGCGGGGUCAGUCCUGGCGCGGUGCCUUCAGAGGCAAAGCGGUAACACGGGAACGUGGAUUGUAAAAGCCUCUUGACAACAAAAGUAUUUGAUUUUUGUGUUCAGUUGCAAAGGCUCUGGGUUGUACUGAAGAAGCCUAUUUUCUUGUAUCUGAUGUAGAAACUCUAUUUUCUUCCAAAGACACUAUUUUUGCAGCUGUUUGAAGUUUGUAUUUUAUGUAUUGCAAAGCUUAAAGGAGGAAUGUUGGCUCUGGAGUUCUUGUCCUGUGUUUUAGAGGGGUUUUGCAGAUGCUGGUAUUGCCAGUUAAAAGGAAACAAAAUAAAUAUUUCAGGCAUCC
Molecule: messenger RNA, 3057 nt
Organism: Chroicocephalus ridibundus (black-headed gull)
Lineage: Eukaryota; Metazoa; Chordata; Aves; Charadriiformes; Laridae
Gene: FAM117A
Product: family with sequence similarity 117 member A
Exons: 10
Coding region: 812-1882 (356 amino acids)
Source: RefSeq, a predicted model, not a curated record